AUGGCCAAACUCUCCCGUGGUGCCCCUGGUGGCAAGCUUAAGAUGACCCUCGGUCUCCCCGUCGGUGCCGUCAUGAACUGCGCGGACAACUCGGGUGCUCGCAACCUGUACAUCAUCUCCGUCAAGGGUAUCGGUGCCCGCCUCAACAGACUGCCUGCCGGUGGUGUCGGUGACAUGGUCAUGGCCACCGUCAAGAAGGGCAAGCCUGAGCUCCGCAAGAAGGUCCACCCCGCCGUCAUCGUCCGCCAGUCCAAGCCCUGGAAGCGCUUCGACGGUGUCUUCCUGUACUUCGAGGACAACGCUGGUGUCAUCGUCAACCCCAAGGGUGAGAUGAAGGGCUCUGCCAUCACCGGCCCCGUCGGAAAGGAGGCGGCCGAGCUUUGGCCCCGUAUUGCCUCCAACUCCGGUGUCGUUAUGUAA
Messenger RNA from Colletotrichum aenigma, 420 nucleotides. RefSeq names its product 60S ribosomal protein L23-B (gene RPL23B). Gene Ontology annotation, biological process: translation. The transcript is spliced from 5 exons. Gene Ontology annotation, molecular function: large ribosomal subunit rRNA binding; structural constituent of ribosome. Gene Ontology annotation, cellular component: ribosome; cytosolic large ribosomal subunit. NCBI's taxonomy places the organism in Eukaryota, Fungi, Ascomycota, Sordariomycetes, Glomerellales, Glomerellaceae. The record is from RefSeq and is a predicted model, not a curated record. The coding region runs from base 1 to 420 and encodes 139 amino acids.